UACGGAUACCCUUUUUCCUAUCAACUACUCUUCAAAGCUCUAUUGUUUAACUUUACCCUCUUUGACGUUUGAAGUGGAGUAGAGGAUAGUGAAAUUCCUUUUGACCUUCAGGUCUAGAUUCUGAACUUCUCUGGCGGUUGCAGAUAAAGCUGUUUAAAAGGGACGGAAAGCAGAGGCAGAGUCUCUCGUAGAGUAGUAGUAGAAGUUGGAACACAAACGGUUGGGGAUUUACAUGGGAGAGGAGAUGGAGUCUGAAAUUAGGAUUUCAGAACUAGUCCAUGACGGAUCUCCUUAUUUUCCUCUCCAAGACGACGAUACCGUUAAAUAUGAUGAUUCUCGGUUGAAGCAGCUCGGCUACAAGCAAGAGCUCAGUCGAAGCCUCAGUGCUAUCUCGAAUUUCUCUGUGACAUUCUCCAUCAUUUCGGUGAUCACUGGUCUGACGACCACGUUCAACCGGCCUGACGUUCGGGGGGACGUUGACAAUGGUCUACGGAUGGCCAAUCGCUGGCUUCUUCACCCUCAUCGUAGGUCUCUCCAUGGCCGAGAUCUGCUCUUCCUUCCCGACCUCCGGGGGCCUUUACUAUUGGAGCGCAAAGCUCAGCGGCUACUAUUGGGGCCCUUUCGCUUCCUGGCUCACUGGCUGGUUUUUUAAUUGCCCUUUGUUUUAUAUGGUCCACGUCAAAUGGUGACAGCUCAGUGUAACCAUGCAUAAUUACACGGAGAAUAUCUUAAUACAAAAGCAUCUUUGCUCGAAGGGGUUUUCCCUCUACAUAACCUUUAAGAGGUGUUUGUUAGAAUUUAAAAGUGGGGAGAGGGGAGAAAUGGAUUGGGCAUGGCAUUUGGCUAUAGGUAAGGACUGUAAGGUAGGCUUGAGAUUACCCUUCAUGGUGGCAUGUAAGGGCCUCUACCAAGGUUUAAGAUUCGAAAUUUGGUGUUAGAUUAGUCUCCAUUGGUCUUGUUCAAAAAUUUCGAGAGUGGUUUGUACUUGUUCCAACUCUAUCAAACUUAUUAAGUAUAGAAUUUGUUGAUUCUAUUGAUUCUGAAUUGAUUUUUAAAACUUUGGGCUCGACUCUUGUCAUGUAGAAUUGGUAAAUUUUUUAUUCUCUAAUCCCAUAGGGUUUUCAAAAAAAAUUCUCACUUUUUUCUUUCUUUCUUUCUUUUUUUUUUUUUUUCUUUUUUUUAGUAAUACAAUGGGGUGGGGGAGGCUUGAACUUGAGACCUCCAGGGAACUUGCACUCUACCGGCAAGGUCCAACGAGGCACGCUAGCAUUUGGCUUCAAAUAAAUUGUCUCUUUAUCUCUUAAGGAUAUAUAAAUACAUGAGUUAAGUCAAGAAAACAACAUCCCUGUCAUUUCAACUUAUAACUAAUUUCCCUCCAAGGGAAAGCAUUAUCAAUGAUAUUUGGAUUUGGGAAACGGCCCAUUGACUAUGGACUUAGAUGGGAUGGGUCAUUAGGUUUUGUAUGUUCGCCGACAUGAGUUGUUAGCCGUGGGAAUAUAUUUGUAUCAUGUUAUUCUAAAUGUAUAUUUUUGGUGUAAGUUUGCAUGGUUAUACGGAGUCUAUCACCAUCUGAUGUGUAUCAUAUAAGACAAAGGGUAGUUAUGAUUUUAUGGUAAAAAAAAGUUGCAUUACCAUUUAUACUCCUACAGGAUGAACAAGACUGGCCUUAUUGUACGGAGAAGGAUAAAUUAUGUAUAAUGAUGUUAUGUGCAAUCAUUAUUGGUUACACUGAGCACAUCUCUUAUUUAAAAUAUACACAAGAAUUUCCUAAUCCCCCCUAUACGGGUAAACAAGGAACAUCCUAUCUAACGAAGCUGAUGAGCCCACACCCUCUUCAUUUUCUUAGUGUAAAGAACCCCCACCAUGGUUUCAAGUAUCACUAUUGUAUUGGCUAUAUUAUAUCAGUAUCGGUUGAGAUCGAUCCCUAAUCCUUGACCAAUUUGGAUCGGUUACCCGUAUCAUUUCAAAGGUAAAACAGUAAAAAAAAAAAGUAUUUUUUUUGAAAAGCAAGGGGCAAAAGUGACUAAUUCCUACUUAUCCUCUCCGAUACAGAUCUGGAUCAGAUCGGUAUCAACGGAGACCAAUAUCGAUAUUGAUAUUGAUAUUGAGAACUAAAUCCAUGACCCCCACCUUACUCUCCUUAGGCAAGGAGGGUAAGGAGGGUAAAUGGGUCGGUCGUAUAACGUGCAUUUAAGGUUAUAGUUGGCAUAGCCAGUGAGAUAGGAUCUGCUGCUCGUACGAUCACCUGGUCGUACAAGUCAGCAUCCAACACUUGUCCUUCCUUUUAUCAUUACAAGGAUAAAAAGGGGUAUAUUUGAAAAUAAAAAGGACAGAUGUUGGAUGUUGACUCGUAUAACCAGGUGAUCGUACGAGCAGCUGAUCCAUUUUCUAGCCAUUUACUUUGAUAAUAGUAAAAUUAAUAUAGUUUAUAGUAGUGGUUAUCUAGAUCAUAACAAUUUUGAAAACUAUUUUCUUUUUUUAAUGGGGAAAAAAUGAAUAUUUGCUUGUGGUGAUUCACUUGAUCAAUUAUGAGUAGAAAACUUCCAUUUUCUUCCAUGAGAUUUCGUUGGGGAGAUGUAAUUAUACCUUUCGUGAAAAUUCUGAUUUGACUGUCAUCAUCAGAAAAAUGACUUGAUCAUCCAAUGAGUUUCAAAGGGAAAAAAAAAAAAAAAAAAACUUUAUUUGAUUUAUCCUCAUUCCUAUUUAUAGUAGAUUUAUGGGGUGGGGCCAUCCCAUGUGGGAUGUUUGGAUAGGAUUAUUAGGAUAUUUUGUGUGACAAUGAUUGUAAAGUUAGUUUGGUUUUCAAGGAAAUAAUCAAGUAGUUCAAUCUGAACAUCGUACAUGGUUCAUGGGAUGGGUCCGCACAUGCAAAUCAUAAUACAAAAGGUGUGAGAAAAAUCAAAUAAAUCUUUACAAUUAAUCUAUCCAACCAUUUCCCUAGCCGCUUGUACGUCGUCUUUGUCUGGGUUGAUUUCCUUUUGUGUUCUAUCUUUAUUUGUUAUAUUUGAAGAAAGGAAUUUUGUACC
Macadamia integrifolia is the source of this 3026-nucleotide messenger RNA. RefSeq lists its product as uncharacterized. The transcript has 3 exons. The record is from RefSeq and is a predicted model, not a curated record. Gene Ontology annotation, molecular function: L-lysine transmembrane transporter activity; L-alanine transmembrane transporter activity; L-glutamate transmembrane transporter activity. The coding region runs from base 233 to 652 and encodes 139 amino acids. NCBI's taxonomy places the organism in Eukaryota, Viridiplantae, Streptophyta, Magnoliopsida, Proteales, Proteaceae. Gene Ontology annotation, biological process: gamma-aminobutyric acid transport.